AUCAUUCCACAUGAAACAAAAAGAAGAACAGCAAAAUCAGGCUUUCUCCGACCGGCUUUUGCGGGUCAUUCGACCGCAAGAUCGAUGGACCGCCCCCUUUUUUUUUGCGUUAUCGGUCGUGAUGCGGUGUUCUUUCAGAUAGUUAAAAAGCGCGCAGGAAGACAAUUGAGUGAAAGGUCUUUUCUUCUUUAUAUUCAAUUUAGAGCAGUCGAGGUCUACCGGAGGCGGUUUUGAAGUCGCGCAAAAACCUUCGAUGGAAGAGCAAGUUGAAUCGUCAAGUGUCGAGCAGUGCCAAAUGUUCUCUAUUGCAGUUCGCUCGAUUUAAAUUUAGUCAUUUACAUUCGUGGCAAAGAAUGCAAUCGCUAAUUCUCGUUGUUCUGAUUGCUUUUUCGAUAGCUACAGUUUGCAGUAUCAAACAAGAUGAUUUGAUAAUUGCUGUGGGGCAUCAGCUGGAGCUUCUCACUGAUGGAAGUACAUAUCGACGACUGACGUUGAAUGCUUACAAUGAAUCAAAACCGUCAGCCUUGGCAUACGAUGCCACGUCAAGGAAACUCUUUUUCUCUGAUCUACGUCAUCUUCACGGCCACAUAUUCAGCGUCAAUGUCGACGAGGAAGUGCCCCACAUUGUGGAGGAUAUGGUCAAGAAAAGAAGCAAUGAAACUGUCGAGAGCAUGACGUACGAUCCUGUUGAUAAAAUGCUUUUCUGGACUGAUGGAUUUAAUCGAUCUAUACGUCGAGUGCAGAUUGACCACGACAACUUCCCUACGGAAGAAAAUGAUGGCGUUGAAGUAGUGCAUUUCCUAGAAUACGACGCUAAACCACGGGGUUUGGUUUCCGAUCCUUGUACAAGGAUGUUAUACUGGACAAACAUCCAUGAAGCUCGUCCAACAAUUGAACGUUCAUUUCUCAAUGGAAGUCAACGUGAAAUCGUGAUCGAAACUGAUUUGUUAUUACCUAAUUCGUUAGAUCUUGACGUGUUGGAGCAGAAGCUCUAUUGGGUGGAGAGUCUUUCUAGCGGUUACUUUCACAUUGAACGAAGUUUCGUGAAUGGAACAAAUAGAGAAGAGAUUUACCGUGGCAUCGGUCAAUUUGUCGUCAGUCUUGCUGUUGGUGAUGAUUACGUCUACUGGAGUGAUUACAAUCACAAGAAGCUAUGGUACAUCCGGAAAGAUGGUUCUUCGAAACGAGCCAUGUCUAUUGGAACAUUUCGCCAUCCAGUAAUGGAUGUCGUAGUGUUGCGUCAUCACCCAAUAAACUGCUCUCUAAUUCCGUCACCAUCUCAUCCAGUCGAUGUUGUUUCAGAGCCCAUUCAGAACGGAGGUGUAAAUGCGGACGUUUGUUCAGAUUUCUGCAACAACAAUGGCGAAUGUAUCACCGUGAAUUCUGUUUUACGUUGCAGUUGUUCGAUCGGAUUCAGCGGAGACCGGUGUGAGUCGGUUGACGAGCAGUCUGUUUCGUUUGUCGACGAGCUCAAAGAAAUGAACGAAACUGAUGUUGAAUUGCCGUUACGCCAAACGUCUUCCGUAUACACAACGAUAGCAAAAACGUGUAUACCUCUUACGUGUCUUCUUGUCAUUGCAAUCGCCACCGUUAUUAGGCUCCGGUUCUUAAGCGCGAGUAAAUUAACGCGAAGAUCGUCUGACAAGGAGAGCACUGUUGUUAUCACGGAAGAUUUAGAGGGCAAUUCAAAUUCUCUUUCAAUGUGUGAAAGGCCGAGCAUGCAGCAGGAAGUCACGGUCGAAUUACCAAAAGAGGAUGGCUGGAAAAAAGCCGGUGAUUGUGCCACGUUAUUGGAGAACGAAUUUUGACACGCCAAAACCAGAAGCGGCUAUCUACGUUUAAUCUUUUUCGAGUAAUCUAGCACUCCUUCCUGCGUAACAGGCGAGUACGACGCUAAUGCCAAGGUGCCCUUAAACUAAGCCACCGUAAAAAUUUGUUGACUCUUCGUUGCCCUAUCUAGGAGAUCCAACAAUAACAAGGGCUCGUAACAUUUUUCGUUUUAACAUUUACUUUUUGAGUACUAAUUCACCAUACAAUGUCAAUUAUCAUACAAUGUAUGAAUUCUGUUAACUC
Daphnia carinata is the source of this 2073-nucleotide messenger RNA. Its product is annotated as protein cueball-like. The record is from RefSeq and is a predicted model, not a curated record. The transcript is spliced from 7 exons. Lineage: Eukaryota; Metazoa; Arthropoda; Branchiopoda; Diplostraca; Daphniidae. Bases 354 to 1808 code for a protein of 484 amino acids.